AUGUCUCCGAUUCUCAACCCCACAGCGCCGGCCUUCAGCCCGCCUGUGUCGAUCCCCCGUCUCGCUUCUCCUUUCAUCUCCACCUCCGCACCUACCGGGGCCGCCUCCGAAUUCAACCCGGGCUUCUUUGAUUCAGUCGAUCUAGCCCUCGGCGCUGAUCUCCCCGGCUCUGAAUCUUCAAUCUCCGAGACCAGCGAAGUUGCCAUUUCACUGCUAGGCGAAUCGCUUCUGAAAGCCGUCUUCCACUCCCCGAGCUCGCCGUACUCGCCCAUCGACGAAGACGACGACGAGUAUGACGACCAGUUCCUCGCAUCUCCACCCGCAACAGCGUCGACUCCCGGCUCGGUUCGCGACAUUUGGAGCCCAACUGCAGUCUCUUGCGGCACUUCAGAACCAUUAGACUCGCCAUUCUCGUCGGUGCUGUCUCUCUCUGACGAAGACAUGUAUGGUGCCUCAAAAGUCACGGCGCCAUCCCGGAAUGAGACCUGGAGAGUCAACGAAAACUGGGCACAUGAUGACGACGUUUACCUGGACCAAGAUAUCAGUCCUCGCCCUAUCAGUAUUGCACCUGUUGCAGCCGAGCCACCACUCAAGAUCGGGUUUGACGCCAACCUGUACAACAGUGCCUUGGCCAUGCAACAACAGCUCUCAUGGCAACAUCAGGUUGCCACACACUCCUCAAGUAACUUCACAACUUUCAACCCUCAGAUGCAGGCUCAGCCCAUCAUCGCUCCGUCUCUGCAGUUCAUCCACGUCCCUUCAGUACCGCCUCCAAAAGUUGGCAUGGCUCCCCUGUGGCCUCUUAUUUCAGCGCUUCACCGGAAUCUCUCGAAGAGUCGGCCUGAUUUGUAUGGUAAUUUGCAGCCAUCCGCGUAUUUCGGACCUGCUUCAUGA
This is a messenger RNA of Colletotrichum karsti, 894 nucleotides long. RefSeq lists its product as uncharacterized. NCBI's taxonomy places the organism in Eukaryota, Fungi, Ascomycota, Sordariomycetes, Glomerellales, Glomerellaceae. The coding region runs from base 1 to 894 and encodes 297 amino acids. The transcript has a single exon. The record is from RefSeq and is a predicted model, not a curated record.